This is a messenger RNA of Engraulis encrasicolus (European anchovy), 621 nucleotides long. Its product is annotated as stonustoxin subunit beta-like. The transcript is spliced from 2 exons. The record is from RefSeq and is a predicted model, not a curated record. Gene Ontology annotation, molecular function: protein binding. Lineage: Eukaryota; Metazoa; Chordata; Actinopteri; Clupeiformes; Engraulidae. Bases 1 to 621 code for a protein of 206 amino acids.
AUGACACUUCUUUGUCCUGGUAAGAAGGCUGGCAGCUGCAUUCUAAACAGCUCUCAUAGAUUUGUGAUUAGGACGACUGACCUGUUUCAGGAGAUGCUGCCCUAUUCCUGUCACUUCACUCUGGAUCCAAGCACAGCACACAGACUCCUUCAUCUGUCUGAGGGGAACAGGAGGGUGGAGAGGAGACCUGGGGCCCAGUCAUAUCCUGAUCAUCCAGACAGAUUUGAUAGGUGGCCUCAGGUGCUGUGUAGAGAGGGUGUGUCUGCACGCUGCUACUGGGAGGUUGAGUGGAGUGGAGGAGGGGUUUAUAUAGCAGUGUCAUAUAAAAGCAUCAGCAGAAAAGGAAGGGGUUAUGAGUGUGGGUUUGGAUGUAAUGAUCAGUCCUGGAGGCUGCUCCUCACCAGCUCCAACUCCUAUUUCCAGCACAAUAAGAAAAAGACUAAACUCCCUCUAGUGGCCAGCUCCAGAAUAGGAGUGUAUGUGGAUCACAGGGCAGGAACUCUGGCCUUCUACAGCAUCUCUGGAGACACAAUGACCCUCCUGCACAGAGUCCACACCACAUUCACACACACACUCUACCCUGGAUUUGGCCUAUGGUUCGGAUCAGUGAAGCUGUUGUGA